This is a messenger RNA of Aphanomyces astaci, 3396 nucleotides long. RefSeq lists its product as hypothetical. NCBI's taxonomy places the organism in Eukaryota, Oomycota, Saprolegniomycetes, Saprolegniales, Verrucalvaceae. Bases 22 to 3354 code for a protein of 1110 amino acids. Gene Ontology annotation, molecular function: GTP binding. Gene Ontology annotation, cellular component: cytosol; nucleus. The transcript is spliced from 2 exons. The record is from RefSeq and is a predicted model, not a curated record.
AUUCAACCAACCCAGAAAGUGAUGGGGAACGAAGCGAGCCGGGCUGUGGACCUGUCGCCAGGGCCGUCGUCGUUAGCGGCACCCUCUUCUUCGGGCAUGUCGGCGCCAAUGGGAUCCAUUCGAAGGAUGGACAAGGUGAUUCGGAAGAAGGUUCGCGGGGAGAUAACGUACAACAUGAAGCUGUUGAUCCGUGGCGAGCGCGGGACUGGGAAAACGUCGUUGGUAGCACGAUUGCAGGGUUUGCCGAUCCCAGAAACCCACGUGCCCACAAGAGAGAUCGAGACGGCGUCCAUCAACUGGAGCAUGAAGGGCAGCUCGGAAGAGAGCGUCAAGUGCGAAGUGUGGGACGUGGUGGACGUUGGGUUGACGUCCAAGGACGACUCGGACGCCGCGGACGCGGCCAUGUUGGACUCGGAAUCGCAGGGCCGACACCAAGUGGCCCCCGUGGAUGCGCAAAACGUCGACGUGUACCAGAACGCCCACGGCGUGAUCUUCCUCAUGGACAUCUCCAACUACGCGAGUCUCGAGUAUGUCAAGCAUCAGCUGGACAUGGUGCCCAUUCACAUCCCGACGUUGAUCAUCGGCACAUUCCGCGACUUACGACGUGCAGACGGCGAGCCUCUGAAGCGCGCGAUCUUCAAGGAGGAUGUCCAAGCGCUGCUGUAUGGCACGGCCAAGGACAUGAAGAACCCCGCGUUCCGUCGGCCCGUCGAGCAGCAUUACUUUGAGGCUUCGCUUAGCAAUUGCUACGGGCUCAAGGCGCUGCACACGUACUUGAGCAUUCCGUUUCUGCAUCUCAAGGUGGCCACGGUCAAGCAGCAGCUCAAACUGCUCGAAACCGACUUGGCCACCGCCAAACUCAAUGUCGACACGACCAUCUCGACCCAAAAGUACAGCCACUUUGUGCACACGAUAGCCGCAGGCGCCGACAUUCGAACUGGGCGCCGCCACGUGUCUAGUACUACUACUAGUAGUACUAAUCCUAGUAGUCGCCCGGCGUCGGCGUCAACUACUACUACGACGACUGCAACUACCAAUCCGACGCUCGGUGCAGGAGGCGACUUGGACGACGAUGCCACCUCGACGGAUGCCGAGCCGUCUACCCCUCGACCUCGAGACCCUCGGCCGCCAUCGCCGCCAACUCCGACGCCGCUGCGUGGACCCGCCAUGCCAGACAUGGACGACGACGACGAGGACGGCGGUGGUGCCGACAGGGGACGAGCUGACCGUGUGCAAGAGGAUGAGGCCACGGCACGGAAUGUGGACCAUGUUGACGACGACGACGACCUGCCGGCGCGCGGUGCGGACGACGUCGAACCGGAAGCGCCGAGUCCUCUGCGCACCGAACACAUCCAAGUGAAGCCGUCCCAUACCAGCACAAGCAGCAAAAAGAAGGACAACCUCCCCCUUCCCCCAACUCCAUCCUCCCCCCCUUCUUCUUCCACCGGUCGUCCUACUCCUCCCCCCGCUCCUCCAUCAUCAUCAUCAGCGUCCAAUGCUGGAAAGGCAUCGGCGGCGGGCGGUGCGAGGCGCCGGUCGUGGGAUAAAGCAGAGACGUUGGAGGAUUUCACCGUGUCGACCGACAUGGACCGGUUCUAUUCCGACGCCAGUUCCAACGACGACGACGACGACGAGGAUGUGGUGGUGCGCACGUUGGGGCAGCAGCCGCGAGUCUACCGCAAACAAGACUUUCUCUACAGCGACUCGUCCUCCGACAGCGACGACGACGACGUGGAGGUACCGCCAGAUGUUCCGGCGUACGUUUCGGUUCAACAGGUCGCCCGCCAGUCCACGCGACCGCCGCCGCCGUCUCUACCUCCGCCGGCCAUCGUCGUUGUAUCAGACAAGCAACAACCACCAACGUCCCCCCCGCCCCCACCAUCGACACGAUCGCCUACCAAGGCGGGUCUGCAAGCAGAAACCACCCCCACGCCCCUCAACGACGACGGCGACGACGAGGGCAUGGACGACGUGACGCAGACGAAACCACGGUCGAGUGACUCGGAGGCUAAACCGGUCACGCGACCUCACUCGAAGACCCGCCCCUUGGUCGUCGAGUCGGACGACGACGACAAGCCCGACGUUGUCAUGUCGUCAUCCCCUGCUUCCGUGACCCGAAAACAAGAGUCCAGUAAUGAUUCAAACCAGAGUGACACCGAUGACAGCAUCGCGCAUGCGACAACGCGCGCCACAAGCCCCUUGUCCCCCCCCGCGGCAGCUUCGAACCAACGACCGCCCCCCGUCGUCGAUUCUUCGGAUGCUGAGGCGUCGCCUUUGCAGCCAGAUGAUGCGGACGAGGGCGGGACCGUGGAGGACGAGCUUGCCGCCGACUCGCGACCAGCGCCUUCCCCUCCUCCUCACCUUCCCCGUCGAGAAGCAGAGCCUUUGGUCUUAUCACCGCAACAUGGAAAGGAUCAUGCAAAAGACAACGAGGAGCAGCUUUCGAGUGAUGACGACGACGAUGUGUUCUUGGAUGUAAUCUUGGACGACGACAAUGAGGACGAGGAUGUGCCACCGCUUGCUAACCACCACCCGUGUGACUCUCCAGAGUCGAGUGACAGCGACGUACCCGACGACAUCACUCACACCGCAAAGCACUUCGCACAACUCCCGGUCACUCGAACGAAAGGGGCGCAGCUUCCAGCAACACCUGUAGCAACGAUUCCCGUCUCGACCACCUCCACAAUGCCGUCGCUGACUGUGCUCAACGUGAUGUCGUCGACACCAGUCGACGUCGUGCCGCCCGUCAUAACGUCACCCGCGCGGUCGUCUUCGUCGUCGUUCAAGGCGACCACCCGGCCCAUAAAGACCCGCUUGCACAUGGUCGAUUCUGACAACGACCUCAGCAGCAGUCCCGUGGCUGCCACUUCAAAGGCGAUGCUUCCAUCAACCAGCGGCGACCACGAGUUUGUCGUCGAAAAAUCCUCGUCGUUCUGGAGUGAUGACGAUGAUGAUAAUGACGAGGACGAGAAGGUGUUUGUCGGGAAUACAAACAGCCCAGCAGUGGGUCGUAAUGCCGCCACCACCGCCACCGCCGCCCGGCCUUUCAAGCCAACAGCCGCUGCCGCGCCUCCUGCCGCCGCCGCCACCGUGCCCCUGAAUGCCAGUGUACUCGCCGCCAUCGAACAAGCCCGACGCGCUGCGUUGGAGAUGCUCCCAAGCACUGCUACUAUAUCAACCCCAGCAUCUUUUGGCUCUAGGGGAGGGGUAUCGGACGAGGAGGUGGCGCUGCCGACAAGGAAAGUCAAAGCCGACAAACCGAAAAAGAAAAAAGUAGGUGCCUCGUCGACCAAAAAGACAAGUAGGAAAAGUAGUGCCAGUCGGAUGCACGUGGUAGCCAGCGACGAGGACUAACACGUUUGAUAAAGCAGAGUAACAACUAGUUUUGUCAAAGGG